UAUCAGUACAAAUUCAUAGCAACGGUCCAUUCGAUCGAUUAUUUCGCUUAGUGAUCAUUUGUUCCUAUUGUAUUAUAUCUUUGCCAGGAAAUGCUAUGUUGAAUCUAUAUGGUGUACAAUAAUGAUAUGAUAUUCUGAAAUCUCAGAAUAUCUUAAUUACUAAUUACUGAUCGCGCCUUCAUAAUUGUAAUGACCUGGAACAAACAUUAAUUAGCUUUUCACUUAUCCGUGCAAUUAUACUAUUUCAAGUAUUAAUUUCAGAGCAGGCGUAUUAAAUAGAUCGCUGAAAACGUGUUGUAUUGCGCCUCGUGCUUAAAAAACUAAAAUAAAAUUUCUUGUUCUAACUAAAGUUGCUUUUUGUUGAUGUAUUGUGCUGACAAGAAAUUGGAAAUAAUUUCAGAAAAAUUGGUUCCACAAAAAGCUCCGUCAUCGAAACUAAUAUUCAUCUUCGUCAAAGUGAUCCAGGAGUUCAACGUAAAAAGUUUCACCAAUAGCUCUGGCUAUUUAUGGAUGUGAUAAGACCAACUUUUAAAGCUUUAAAGCGUAAAGCAGUGAAAUUAGCACUAUUGAAGACAGUGUUCACAGUGAACAGUGUAGAGUUCUCGUUUGUGAGUUUCUAUCAGGCCGAUUGAGUGAAAUGAUGAUUGACUCGUAGUGCAUGAUUUAAGUACUGUGAACUUGCGCAAUAAUGACCCCAGUGAUCGAAGAGAUCAAUGUUAGGUCAAAGGCUGUGAUCGGCACUAAGUGUCGAGCUGUAGAUCAAAACAAAGAGUAUCAAAGCAAGACUACAUUAAUGAGUUCACAUAAGCUGGGAGCUAAAGAUUCAAUGUGCCUCGGUAUGGGCCAAAAAUAUGGAAGCGUUUCUGAAAAGAACAUCGCAGGCUGUUGUUCCAGAAGCCGCCUGUAUUCGAUACCGUCCAACGUUUACAAAAUCUCAAAUGAAAAUUUGCCUCGCGCAUCUCUCUCUCCUCCGCCUACCAAACUUAGUAUAUCUCCCAAAAUAACGCCUUGUUCCUCAUGUCAAAACUUGUGCGCGUACCCACCUGAAGAUUGGCAGUUCACCGACGAAUACCGCCAAACUUCUGCUAGGGGAGCUUUUAUUACGUCCCAUAAUCUUACUUAUUUUUCUAAACCUCUCCUUACUAAACCUGAUGUCUCAAGCCCGCUUAAUAGGGCGGAGAAACGGUCGUAUGGUGGUGCGCCAAGAGUUGCUGAGGUCCGUCGAAAAGCAGAUGAAAUUCCAAGAAACGAUCAGACAAGUAAUGUAACCAUGAUUCAAAGAAAUAACCAGAUGGACAAUGAUAUCAAGAUUCCCAGAAAUGAUCAGACGGAUAAUGAUACCAAGAGAUUGCGUCUUUUUGGAGACAAUUCCUUGUAUUCUUCAGUAUCAGAAUCAAAAUCCACACGCCUAAGGCCCCAUCUGGAACCGUGUGUAGGAACUAAAAGCAAUUCAUCGUCAAAAUCGUUAACUACAUUCAAUGCAUCACAUUUAGUUGAGUUUUUCGUUAGUUUCUUCUGUACUCUAAUUAAUUUGUUUGUCCACCGAGGAUCUCCUUCUAGUUCAACACUCUCUUCUUUCGUUCUGGUCUCUCUAGUCUGGUCAUCACUGCUGCCUCAAACCUCGAUGUCGGCCUUUGCUUACCCGCCCCACAAGUACUCCCCAGAUUCAUACGGUCUCUGGGAUCGAUCGCUCGUGCUUGAUGAUCUUGGCCAUUACAAAGUUCAGUGGACUGCAAGCUCGACAGACAUUCAGUUCCGUCUUACAGUCCGCACCAGGGGAUACAUCGGCUUCGGGCUAUCGUCCAAGUCGAGGAUGGAUGGCGCCGACAUCGUUGUUGGGUGGGUGCACUCUGGCAAAGCUUACCUACAGGACAGACACGGUCUAGGUAACCUGGAGCCUGCGGUUGACCGCUUCCAAGACUGGACCAUCGUGAGCGGCUACGAGAACGACACGCACACCGUCCUACACGUGUCACGCCCCCUCAACACCUGCGACCCUCACAACGACCAUGCCAUUACGAACGACACGUCGCGGGUGCUAUGGGCGUAUCACCCCGAUGACCCCGUUGACCCGGACAGUCCGCGUCCGCGUCUGCACUACCACGGAGAUUUCCGGCGCGGAACCCGGAGCGUCUUCCUGCUGGACCGAGAUCCGGGCGUAGAAUACGGACAUUCCGGCGACGCGUACGGCCAGAACUCUGCUUAUCCGUCCGAAUCCUCCAAGGACAAGAAGCCUGAAGAGUCUGAGAUACACACGUGGACGUUGAACAGCCCCGGCGUCGAGGUGAAGGCGGACAUGGCUACUGUUUACUGGUGCAAGCUCUUCAGGAAGCCGCUACUGGUGCAGAAAAACCACAUCAUAAAGUUCGAGCCGAUCUUCAGCGCGGGCAACGAGCGCCACGUUCACCACAUCCUCGUGUCUGAGUGCACCAGCGACGACCCGGCGGUGGUGGCGAGCCUCGAGCAGCUCGCCGACAGCAGCGGCGGCCAGUGCUACUCUCAGGACAUGAGUCCCUUGCUCAGGGCGUGCUCUCAUGUCGUCGUCGCCUGGGCUGUCGGCUCUAAGGGUCUGACUCUUCCCCCUGAGACGGGCUACCCGCUGUCCCCGAACGGCCCCACGAUCUUCCUCAUGCAGGUUCACUACGACAACCCCGACAGCCGGCACUUCCAGGACCACUCCGGCAUACGUGUUCACUACACACACAAACUAAGGAACUUCGAUGCCGGCGUUCUGAGCGUUGGGCUCGACCCUAACUGGAAACACCUGAUUCCGCCUGGACAGGCGAGCGUCUUGUCGUCUGGACACUGCGUGUCAGAGUGCACCUCCAAAGCCAUCCCGCCUGCGGGUAUCCAAGUGUUCGGGGCGGUGGUGCAGACGCACUUACUGGGUCGAGAGGUGCGUCUAAGGCACCUCAGACAAGGCGUUGAAUUAGACCCUAUCGCUCAAGACCUGAACUACGACUACAGCUACUUGGAGUACAGACUCAUGAAGCAGCCCAGGACUGUGCUUCCCGGCGAUCACUUGAUCAGUGAAUGCAAGUACAGCAGCGUAGAGCGCUCAGCCAUCACCCUGGGAGGUAUCAAUACAAGGGACGAAAUGUGCUUGUCGUAUCUGUACUACUGGCCGCGCUCGUCUCUGUCGCUCUGUCACUCCAAACCUUCCCUGAAUACCGUGCUCCAAAGCCUCGGCAUUGAAGAACUUUCCCAUGACUCGGACAUAAUCAAAAUACGGAAGCCUCAGGAGCUGGCAGGCAAGACGCUGGAAUGGCGGCUGGUCAACUACGACUGGGAAUUUCAGUUCGAGAAUUUCCAGCGCACCACGCACACCGGCACCUUCAACCCCAUGUGCCGCUCCCGUGGACACAGUCUUCUGCCUAUCCUGGAAGAAGUUGAUUACGAGUAUCCUAAUAUCAGCGAGCCCUGGUUCGCCGAAGACACCUGCCGGAGACCGCAGUGGCCUCAUGCUAAGGAGUCCAGUGUCCAUCACCGGCGGCAGCGCCCUCACCAUCGUCGUCAACACCCACACUUGGCCGAGGGGCUACAAGACGAGGCACAGGGCCCUCACACUGAAGACCACGCCUCCGGGGAUGGGGCCAGUCCAGUGUCUGCAUACGAUGGAUCUGAUGUGAUGUUCGAUGAUGACAUCAGCUCCAAACCCAUCAAGAGAAUUGAUGCUGAUCCAGUGAGAAAAUUCGACGUUUUCAUGCCCAUUAGAGAGGAUGUUUUUGAUGCGAAGAACCAAGGUUCGUCCGUGAACCCCAUGGAGCAGUUCCCAGGGGCUAACGGGGCUGUUAACAGCCACGGUGUCUACGGCAAUAGUGGAAGAACCGUUAACACCAGGAACAGAUCGCCGUUCCAGGAUUUGAGGGAAGAGUUUGAUGCCAUGGAGCGCGAUUUGGAGGAGGAAGUGAACCAUAAUCGCUUGCCUGAUAGUUUCCAGGAGCGCACCGCUCAUAAUCCUCGGGCAAACUCUGCUGGUGCGGCAUCCAUACCAGCGCCAGGCUGGAAGAUUAGUCUCUUUUUUAUUCCUAUCGUACAUUUCUUAUAUAAUAAAAACGUAUUUAAUCGCUUGAAAAGCUCUAUUUUAGGCUGCUAGUACAUGUAACUUGUGUUUUAUAGGAUCUUCACCCCAAGCUUCUAGACUCUUUCUCUGGAAAUAGUGAUAUUUGUAUAUUGGUACGGCAUACUGGUAGCCUCGCUUCUUACGCUUGUGAUGAAAGUCUGUAGGUCGCGUGUGUCUAUUUGUACAGAACUUUAGGCUGUUCCAUUAAGAAGAAAUGUUUAGCCUAAAAGAUAUAAAGUUAGAUACAGAAAUUCAAGUUUGAAGCUCUCUGUGCUUCUUCUCUUGAUUUAAGUGCAAUUAUUCAGUUUCGUGAAUGUCGUGUUUGUAGGAACGAAGGCAUUUGUGGCAUUAUCGUGUUUGCUGUAGCUAAACGUCGUGUAUGUGAAGAGCUAUUAAAUGGACCCAAAGAGUCGUGGACUUUUGCUGAUAUAGCAACGUCUUAUGUGAAAUUUGUACGAAAUGACUAUAGAAAUUUGAUUUUUGACUGAACUAACUAAAUGGUUUCUGUUUAUUGUCUUCGCACUGGAAUAAUUCCAUGCCUAUAUUGCCAAAAAUUCCAACUAUUACAUGCUCGUUUUUUACGUAAAUUUCCAUUUAAAUUCUUCAGUUGAUUAAAGAUAUUGUCACAAUGUCCGCGUAAUGAACGUCGCAAUUAUAUCAUUUUUCCGACCAAUCCUCCGAAAUUUAAUUUUUGACCUUUUAUAAAAAAUGUGCACUCACAUUAAAGAGAAUUUUCCUUUGUAAAGCCUGACCGAGUGUUCUUGCUGGUAACGUCCAGUUUCCAGUUAGUGCAAAACUGAACUGUAUUUAAAAAUUUGAUGAAUUUUUAGACGUUGGCGCUUUUCUCUGUAAUUGAUUCGGUUGCUUUCAAAUUGACCUCCGAUUUGAGAGUUGAUUUUCGGAAACUCGUCCUUGUGCCAGAAUCAAUGUUUCUGUUUACGUUUGCAGCGCUCUGAGGACGGAUAACUUUCUCAAAAUAGCGGUGAAUUUCUGGCGGCCUCAAAAAUAUCUAUUCUUGUUCUAUAAAAUCUACGAAUUUAUUUCCACAGCAGCAAUCAAAUAUCAGAAAUGAUAGCAUCUUCAUUAAUUUUUUUCGGCGACAUUCACGUUGACACUUUACUGAUUAAAUAUUAUUUGUUCCUUCCUGAAAGUCUCUGAACAUCGAAUUCCGCUGCUUCGUAGUGUUUAUUGCUGUUCUGUACUCUCGCUGUCAGUAUUUUUUGUCGCUUCAGUGAUUGAAUUUGAAGUUUGCUGAUUUGAUCGAAGCAAUUGACAUCUGUGGGAAAAACAAGCUUGUAUGAAAAAAUUGGCUCUCGUCAUACCUCGAUUUUCGAUCAAUUCUCUCCCGAUAUUUUCAACAUUUUUUUUUCUUUUUUUUUUUUGUAUUGCUUCAGCCAUUUAUAUUUAUUUAUUCGUGUUUGCGUCAUUUUUUAACUGAAGUUUUGGAUUUUUCAGGGAAUGCUUUGAUUGCUUCCUGAAAACGAAUCAAAAUGUUUAGAUGCCAAUAAUUUUCCUGAGACACAACCUACUGCUUGUGGUUGUUGUUCGUUUUUCCUGUUAAACAAAAUUCGAACCUAACACUAAUUUUUAUAGUCAGUAAAUUUCAUUCGCUAUUCCUAUGCAAUUCUAUGACACCUAUUUUACUAAUCUAGUAACUUGGGUUCUAUGAUGAAUAUUCGUUUUUUUGUAUCUCGACUGAUGUUUUGUAAUUUCUUAUACAAAAUCCGCAAAUGCAUAACUUUAAUAAUUCCAUAUUAAUGGAAGGUUCACACCUUCCCAAACGAUUGCGCAACAUCAAACAAGUUGUUGAAAGUAUUGACUACUUUAUUGCUGCAUUUUGCUAACUUCAUAGAUGUAUAUUUCAAUGUUAUCGGCCAUAUACUUUCAUGAUGUCUAUCAUAUAUAAUGAAUUUCAUCUAUGAAAUUGAAGUAAGGCAUAUAACUUAUUUAUUGAAGGCUGAUAAAUAUCAGUUAACUGUUCAUCAACUGUAUUGCAAGCUUUGCAUGAAAUUCGACAUCGUCCUCGAAGAAUUUAAUCAUUGAAAACGUAAAAUUAUUUGUAACUUUUUAAUUGAAAUAAAAAUGUAAUGUAUUACAAAAUAAUCUGAAGACCAUUGUAUUAUCAAUAUAACACUAAUCAGUCUAACUUCUGCAUAUAAUACUUCUUGUGUAUUCACCGUAAAUUUAAUGAUUAACAGCGUCUACAUGAUUCAAAGAAGUCUGACAAUUUCGAAUUUUUUUGGCUACAUAGAAUUUUCAUAAUAUUUGUCUUGAAAGACUACUCAAAUUCACGGUAAAUCUCGUUUUUAACGUACAAUCAUUACUUUUACGUGCGCUUUGCGGCACUGCCCUUGACUCGGAAAUACACCGCGAAAUUAUGACCUGUUAAAGAUUCAAACAAAAUCUCAUACACGUGUGUCAAGUAAGCAGAAAAUUAUGCAUUCGCUUGGUUAGACCAAUGCAAAAUUUUUGGACCUUAACGAAUUUCCAACUUUUCCUAAUCCCUUAGUAAUGAAAUACAGCAUGUGCCGAUGUUAUGACAGGCAGAUUCGCAUAUUUUAGUCAAUUUACUGCAUUAAGGAGUGUAUAUAUUGACACUUGUACAUUUUUACGUUGUUAUUGACAUAAUGCUUAUUGUUCUUGCUUCGAUCGCCGUCUCUACGUUGUGCUUGCUUAUUAUUUUUGCAAGCCUUUAGUCACUCGCUGUUUUUGAGUCCGCUUGUGUUAUAAAAUGUGGUGACACUCGGUCUGAAAGAGCCACAUAUUAUUCUGUGUGAUUGUAUUAUUGUUAGGAUCAUGCCUAUUAUUAUUAUUAUCACUGUACAGUUUGUGUAUAAAAAAGCUAUUAGUUCUAAUACAAUAUUUUUUUCAA
Messenger RNA from Hyalella azteca, 6935 nucleotides. RefSeq names its product MOXD1 homolog 2. Gene Ontology annotation, biological process: octopamine biosynthetic process; norepinephrine biosynthetic process; dopamine catabolic process. The record is from RefSeq and is a predicted model, not a curated record. NCBI's taxonomy places the organism in Eukaryota, Metazoa, Arthropoda, Malacostraca, Amphipoda, Hyalellidae. The transcript is spliced from 12 exons. Gene Ontology annotation, cellular component: secretory granule membrane. Gene Ontology annotation, molecular function: copper ion binding; dopamine beta-monooxygenase activity. Bases 689 to 4096 code for a protein of 1135 amino acids.